AUGACAUUUCGCUUACUCACUACAGCGUGCCACCUACAAGCUGCUGCCCUCAGCCUCGCCGCUUCGCUGCCACGCAAUGAUUUGCCCUUGCCACUGGUCAUAUGGAAUGGCCUCGGCCAUGAUUUGAAUAAUGCUGUACUUCCGCCCGUUGGUGAUAUGGCCAGCGAUAUUCAUCCGGGCACAUUUGUCUACAACAUCAUGAAUAACAUUGUCGAUGACGACUGGUACAGUGUCUACCUCGGCAACAUCUCAUCGCAGCUCGAUAAAGUCUGUAAUGAGUUAGCAAAGCAUCCCGUUUUGUCUCUCGCGCCCGCUAUCGAUGCCAUCGGCUUCUCCCAAGGCGGCCUGUUUCUUCGGGCCUAUGUGGAGCGCUGCAACAAGCCUCCAGUCCGCAGUUUGGUCACUUUUGGCAGCCAGCACAACGGCAUCGCCAGACUCCCAGAUUGUGCGCCCACCAACUGGCCGUGUAAGAGCGCCAUGACUCUCCUCCGCUUCAACAAUUGGAGCAGCUUUGUCCAAAGCCGUGUGGUUCCUGCACAGUACCUCAGAGACCUGGGUGAUUACGCCUCGUAUCUCGACGGCUCCAACUUCCUCGCUGAUAUCAAUAACGAGCGAGAGCGCAAGAACUCGGUGUACGCGAGUCGAUUGGCUAGCCUAGCCAAGUUUGUCAUGUUCAUGUUUGAGCAGGAUAGUCGGGUUAUACCGCGUGAGUCAUCGUGGUUUGGAGAUAAAACUCCUAACAGCAAUGUCCCACUUCGUCAGCGCCGUCUCUACUUGGAGGACUGGCUCGGCUUGCGGGAAUUGGAUGACAAGGGAGCUAUCGUCUUUCGCGCCAUUGCCGCAGAGCAUAUGCACAUUCCCUGGCAAGCUCUCAACGAUACUAUACGCGAAUUCUUCGGUCCAUAUCAGCGCCGAUUUCGCUCGCAUAAAUACCAGGAUCCAGUUACAUAUGGAGCCUUUGGAGCCGAUGAGCUCUGA
Molecule: messenger RNA, 978 nt
Organism: Akanthomyces muscarius
Lineage: Eukaryota; Fungi; Ascomycota; Sordariomycetes; Hypocreales; Cordycipitaceae
Exons: 1
Coding region: 1-978 (325 amino acids)
Cellular component (GO): lysosome
Molecular function (GO): palmitoyl hydrolase activity; thiolester hydrolase activity
Source: RefSeq, a predicted model, not a curated record